Erinaceus europaeus (western European hedgehog) is the source of this 2777-nucleotide messenger RNA. It is a transcript of the gene DEK, whose product is annotated as DEK proto-oncogene. The record is from RefSeq and is a predicted model, not a curated record. The transcript has 11 exons. Gene Ontology annotation, cellular component: nucleus. NCBI's taxonomy places the organism in Eukaryota, Metazoa, Chordata, Mammalia, Eulipotyphla, Erinaceidae. Gene Ontology annotation, molecular function: DNA binding; histone binding. Bases 156 to 1292 code for a protein of 378 amino acids. Gene Ontology annotation, biological process: chromatin organization; regulation of double-strand break repair.
CUUCCCGAACCGCCAUUUUGAAAAUUUUGUUGAUUCCGGGAAGCGGAGAGCGCGGCGCGAGCGUCAGGCCAGGCAGCGGCCCGCGCGCCUUCUCCUCGCGGAGCUUCCUCGCGCGCCAGGCUCGCUCGCGGCCGCCGGGAGCCGCGGUAAACAGCAUGUCCUCGUCCGGCCCUGCCGCGGAGGCAGAGGAAACCCCCGCCCAGCCUGCGGCGGAGAAAGAGCCCGAAAUGCAGGGUCUGAAAGCGGAGAGUGAAGAAGAGGAGGAGGAAGAGGAGGACGAAGAGGAAGAGGAGGAGGAGGAAGAAAAAGAAAAAAGUCUCAUCGUGGAAGGCAAGAGGGAAAAGAAGAAAGUAGAAAGAUUGACUAUGCAAGUAUCUUCUUUACAAAAAGAGCCAUUUACAAUUGCACAGGGAAAGGGGCAGAAACUUUGUGAAAUUGAAAGGAUACAUUUCUUUCUUAGUAAGAAGAAAACUGAUGAACUUAGAAAUCUACAUAAACUGCUUUAUAACAGACCAGGCACAGUGUCAUCAUUAAAGAAGAAUGUGGGUCAGUUCAGUGGCUUUCCCUUUGAAAAAGGAAGUGUUCAAUAUAAAAAGAAGGAAGAAAUGUUGAAAAAAUUUAGGAAUGCCAUGCUAAAGAGCAUCUGUGAGGUGCUUGAUUUGGAGAGAUCGGGUGUAAACAGUGAACUGGUGAAGAGGAUCCUAAAUUUCUUAAUGCAUCCAAAGCCUUCUGGCAAACCAUUACCAAAAUCUAAAAAGUCAUCUAGCAAAGGCAGCAAAAAGGAGCGGAACAGUUCUGGAAUGGCAAGGAAAGCUAAACGGACCAAAUGUCCUGAAAUUCUGUCUGAUGAAUCUAGCAGUGAUGAAGAUGAAAAGAAAAACAAAGAAGAAUCUUCAGAUGAUGAAGAUAAAGAAAGUGAAGAGGAGCCACCCAAAAAGACAUCGAAAAAGGAGAAGCCUAAACAGAAAACUACUCCUAAAAGUAAAAAAUCUGUAAAAACUGCUAAUGUUAAGAAGGCAGACAGCAGCACCACCAAAAAGAACCAAAACAGUUCCAAGAAAGAAAGUGAAUCUGAGGAUAGUUCAGAUGAUGAACCUUUAAUUAAAAAACUGAAGAAGCCUCCUACAGAUGAAGAGUUAAAGGAAACAAUAAAGAAAUUACUAACCAAUGCUAAUUUGGAAGAAGUCACAAUGAAGCAGAUUUGCAAAGAGGUAUAUGAAAGUUAUCCUGCUUAUGAUUUAACUGAAAGAAAAGAUUUCAUAAAAACAACAGUUAAAGAGCUGAUAUCUUGAAAAGUAGAGGAGACAGAUGACUUGUUCCCAUGGAUUUAAAGAUCUGAUUUAUACCAGCAAAGAGAAUGUAUUUCCUUUUCUAAAUCCUUGCAAGCAUUGUGUUGGUACAUCUUAUCACAGACUUUUUAUCUUGAGUACUAGUAAGUUUGAGUUUGCUGAUUUUAAAUUGCAUUUCUGUGCAGCUUUUAAGUUUAAAUUUUUGCAUGGCAGUGAUUAUUCCUUGCUUUUAUAGUUGUAUUUUGUACAUUUUGGAUUUCUUUAUAUAUAGUCAAUGAUUCUUGAACUGUUGUAGUUUUUAGUAUGCAUAGUAUUAGCUUCUGAUAUACUUUUAAUCAAGUAGAACAAAAACUAUUAUAACUGACAUUUAUACAUGCAGAGAUAAAUGUAGUAUUUAGUAUAUGAAAUAUUUUGAAUACACAUGAGUAAGUGUGAAAUUCAGUGUCUGUGUGUUCAUUAUAUUAAAAUAUACAAGCUUCAGCUGUCCAGAAGACUAUAAUGGAACUUUUCUCCUGCAUGUAUAUAUAUAUGUCAGAUUGUCAGCAUGACAAAAAUGACAGAUGUUAUUUUUGUAUUUUUUUAAAAAAAAUUUUGUUGUAUAUAUUUUUUUUUAAUUUCUUUUGUGGAGACCCAUUUUAAAACUCAUAGGUAGAUUAUCUUUACAGUUAAAUAAACCAUGAAAUAAAUGUCAGUGUUCAGCCAGAUGGUAUAAUAGAGCAGUAAAUGUCAAUAUUCAGUGAAGAAAAUACUGAAUAGAAACUUUUUCUGCUUUGCCUUGAAAGUGUCAUCUAUGUACUUUAGUGUUAACUCUGUGUCUAUAGAUAGAUUUUAUAUUACAGACAAACCAAAAUCAAAACUUAAAAUUUGGGAAAGACUAAGUUUAAAUACAGAAACAUUUGGCUUAAAGUAAGUGAAUUGAUUUUUAUUAACUACUUGUGCCCAUAUAAAAUGAUACUUAUAGGAAACCUGGCCACCUUAGAUAAUUAUGAUAAAAGUACCAGGUGUGAUGCCUGGUGGUGACAGUAUGUAGGCAAUAGUGGCUAUCUCUAACAAAGGACUUUUUAAGAGUGGUCAUAUCCUCUUAAUACUAAGGAAAUUUAACAUUUGUAGAAUCAGGGCUGUUAGAUUUUAAACUUUGGUCAGUUAAGAUUCUAGGUGAUCUACUCUUGAAUGAGACUAAUUUGUCUUAAAUUGACUAUCUUAAAUGAGUUUAUUAAUUCUGAAUUUAAGGUAAAAUUUACUGCUUAUGAGAAAAAAUAGGCUUUUGAUAAACCAAUUGAGCAUUUACAGUAUCUUUGUGUCAAAGUACAGAAAUAUAUUAAAAUGAUAUAUAUGUUGACUAUUAACAGGUACUUGCACAGAUUCCACUUGUUACAUAAGGUUAUAAAGAAAUUAAUGCAAAUAGAAUAAACAAGAUCUAUGGAUUGGGCUUUGAUUUUUAAAUAUAUUUGUUCUAACAGACCUUGUCAAUAAAAAUUUAAAAAUCAA